Molecule: messenger RNA, 2646 nt
Organism: Cornus florida
Lineage: Eukaryota; Viridiplantae; Streptophyta; Magnoliopsida; Cornales; Cornaceae
Product: receptor-like serine/threonine-protein kinase SD1-8
Exons: 10
Coding region: 1-2646 (881 amino acids)
Biological process (GO): recognition of pollen; protein phosphorylation
Molecular function (GO): ATP binding; protein serine/threonine kinase activity
Source: RefSeq, a predicted model, not a curated record
AUGGAUGCUCUCUCUCUGUUACUUACAGUCUUUCAUAUCUGUAUAUCUGUAAUCUCACACACCACCAUUGCUGCAACACACACACUAACUCCAUGUCAAACCCUCACUCAUGGCACAACACUAGUCUCUUCCAACCAAAGAUUUGUACUGGGCUUUUUCAGUCCUUCAGGGCACGCACAUAUCAGUUACUUGGGCAUAUGGUACAAAGACAUACCACUCACAGUGGUAUGGGUUGCCAAUGGACACAAACCAUUGAAAAGUUCAGAUGCAAAGCUAGAGUUAGAUUUUCAUGGCCAUCUUGCACUUAAAGAUGGUUCAAAGGGCACUGUCUGGAGCUCUUUGCCUGCAAAGAAAGCCGAAAAACCUAUCUUGGAACUUCUAGAUUCUGGUAAUCUUGUUGUUAAAGAGGGUAAAUUUAAGUCUGAAGGAAGGUUUAAAUGGGAAAGCUUUGACUUUCCAUGUGACACAUUGUUGCCUGGAAUGAAGCUAGGUUGGGACACGAAAAGUGGUCGAAAAUGGUUUAUGAGCUCUUGGAAGACAAGGGAUGAUCCAUCACCUGGUGGGUUCAAAUUGAGCUUGGAACAACCUCAAUCACCACCUCAAUUGGUGCUGAAAAGGAAUUUGACUAAGCAAUCUAGGUGGGGUCCUUGGGAUGGCAAACAUUUCAGUGGCACCAAUGCUUUCAAGACUAACCCUGUGUUUAAGAUCAUCUUCAAAUUCGAUUCUGAUCAGGUUUGGUUUACAUUUGAGGUCUUAGAUGAGUCAAUUUUGUUGAGGUUUGUGGUGUCCCCAUGUGGUAAUGUUCAGUUCCUAACCUGGAAGAAUCAUACUAGGAAGUGGAUUACAAUGUUGACACUCAAUAAGGAUGGUUGUGACCGGUAUGGCUUGUGUGGGCUUUAUGGAAUUUGUUAUGUGGAUGAUCCAAGCUGCCGGUGUUUAGAAGGGUUCAGGCCAAGUUCACCCUGGGAUUGGAGUAGGAUGGAUACCUCGGGUGGGUGUAGGCGGGAAUAUAGGUUGAAUUGUAGUGAUGGGGAUGGAUUUUUGAAAUAUGGGGGAUUGAAGUUGCCUGAUAAUUCAACUUCAUGGGGGAAUUUGAGCCUGAAGGACUGUGGAGAGAAGUGUUUGAAGGAUUGUGCUUGCAUGGCUUAUACUAACAUGAAUAUAAACAGAAAUGGCAGUGACUGUGUGGUCUGGUUGGGUCACUUGAUUGACAUUCGGAACUAUCCUCAAGGCAGGGAUGAGCUUUAUAUACGUGUGGCACGUGGCGAACUAGGUGUUGCUAAACACAAGCGUUCACGAGCACACACUGUGAACCUCCCUGUUGGGACAGAGGUCAACCUGAAACGCCAUUUGAUCGGCUCUGAUGAACUGGCUCUGCAGUAUAUGGAAUGGUUGGUUGCUUUCAUUACAGAACCAAGCAGCUCCUUGGACAAAAAAACAGUAACAACAUUUGUACAGCUUUUGCUUGCUACUAUGGCAAUCCAAGUGCACCAUGUUCAAAGUAUGUUGCCUCAAAUUAGUAUCAAUCAGGUUGCUGCAUUUUCCUUGCUGGAAGGGAUAUGGUUAUCUGCUUUCAUUCAAUCUCAACAGGAAAACAAUCCAUACAGCGAUUUGAACAUGGAAAAUGCGGUGGGGGACCUUGAAUUCCAUCUUUUCGAUCUAAGCGCCAUUACUGCUGCUACUGACAACUUCUCUCUCGAAAAUAAGAUUGGGGAAGGUGGUUUUGGUAUUGUUUAUAAGGGGGAAUUCCCUUCUGGACAACUAAUAGCAGUAAAAAGGAUGUCACAGAGAUCUUCUCAGGGCCUCCAAGAGUUUAAAAAUGAGGCAAGUUUGAUUGCCAAACUUCAACACCGAAACCUUGUUAGGCUUUUGGGGUGCUGCAUUCAAGGAGAAGAAAGAAUGCUCAUCUAUGAGUACCUGCCUAAUAGAAGCUUGGACCAAUUCAUAUUUGAUCAAGCUAGGAAGAAACUAUUGUCUUGGGGGAGGCGGUUAGACAUCAUUGUGGGGAUUGCGAAGGGACUGAUUUACAUUCAUGAUGAUUCAAGGUUGAAAAUAAUCCACCGAGAUCUUAAAACAAGUAACAUAUUACUGGACAGCCAAAUGAUGCCCAAAAUUUCAGACUUUGGCGUAGCAAAAAUUUUUGGUGGAAAUGAGACAGAGGAAAGGACCACUAGAGUAAUCGGAACACAUGGUUAUAUGUCUCCGGAGUAUGUGAUUAACGGUCACUUUUCAACGAAGUCAGAUGUGUACAGCUUUGGUGUUUUAGCAUUAGAGAUUGUAAGUGGCCAAAAAAAUUGGGGAUUUCAGCACCCUGAUCAUGACUUCAACCUUUUGGGACAUGCAUGGAAACUGUGGAAUGAAGGGAGGCCUCUGGAAAUAAUAGAUACAUUGUUGGAGUCAUUUUCUAAGACUGAAGUGCUUAGGUGCAUUCAAGUGGGGCUGUUGUGCGUGCAGCAACGCUCUGAAGACAGACCGGCAAUGACAAACGUGAUAUGUAUGCUGCGAAAUGAGAGCACAAGUUUACCGGAACCCCAAGAACCUGGUUUUUUUACCGGAGGUUCUUCCAUGAGAUAUGGUUCGUCAUCAAGGGGACAAUUGCCCGAGACUGACAAUUCCUUAACCAUGACAACUUUAACUGGCCGGUAG